CAUCCAGCAGGUUCUGUCUUUCUGUCUCUCGUUCUCUCCAUCGCACGCACGCCUGCUCUCUCUUCAUUUCUCUCUUCCUCUCUCCUCUCUCUGCUCAGUCGCUCGCUCCUCUUCUCUCUCAGUCUGCAUCCUGUAGCCCUGCUGUGCAGUCCUCUCUCCUUCUUUCGCUCUUUACAUCUCUCUCUGCAGCGCUAUUGGAGAAGUCACUGACACACACACACACAUACACACACACACACACAAGCUCUUCCUCACACACAGUCUCUUCCUCACACACACACACUCCGUCUCUCUCACACACUCUGUGUGACCAGCCCAGCCCGUUUCGGAGCAGGGGAGCCCAGUAGAGACCUAUCCCAGGAUGGAUGUACUGAUGAGAGGGUUCAGCAUGGCUAAGGAGGGGGUGGUGGCCGCAGCAGAGAAGACCAAGGCUGGGGUGGAAGGGGCAGCCGCCAAGACCAAGGAGGGGGUCAUGUAUGUAGGUUCAAAGACAAAGGAGGGAAUGGACGCAGGAGUAAACAAAGUUGCUAACCGUGACCAGGCAAACAUCGUCGGGGACCCCACUGCUGCCGGAGCUGACCUCUCGCAGGGUGGCAUGGAGAACACCGGACAGGCGGAGGAGCCUCAGCCUGUAUACGAGGCGGAAUAUGGAGGAAUGGAGCAGGGAGGAGAAGGAGAGGGCGGCUACUAGUCAUUCCAGGGACCUCUUCUCCCCAGCCUUCCGUUUGUUCGCUCGCUCCCCUCGCCCUGCUGUUCCAGACUUCCAGAUGUUCUACUUUAUGGAACCAAAACCGAUACAGACUCUUCCAGAUUCCCCCUUUGCCCCCCCUGAUACCCUCUGUUUCCCCUAACAGCCCCGUUCUGGCCCCCCUCUCCUGUAUAGCUCCCCGCCUUUGUGUCGUUGUCGUCAUGUUGUUCGCCCUAGUGUUAUGUUCUUCCUAUCGCCACCCAGUACUCUAUCAAGAGGCCUGCGCACACACACACACACACAGCAACAAUAUAUACACACACACACACACACACACACACACACACACACACACACACACACACACACACACAGGGUGGAUGAGAGCUGUGAUGAUUAUUCAGGAUUACAGAACCACAGAGAGAUUUAUCGUAGUUUGGAUGCUUGUGUGUGUGUGUGUCUGUUAGACGUGUCAAGUAGUAGGCCAGUUCAGGGGUGUUCUGUCCAUGAGAUGCUGCUGUAGGGACAUGUGCAAUGAAUUAGAGAGAGUGUGUGUGUUAGUGUGUUUGGUCACACAUGUAACAGGGUCAUAUUAAAACCGAUUAACUAGCCGGCUUAUAUUGUUGCACUUGUUAAGUCUAGGGGUCUUAGGCCUAGUUUACUGGUCUGUGACCUGAUUUGAUGUGUGAAUCAAUAUGAGAAGGAAGCGUAUGUGACCAGGUGUUGAAUGUACGUGCGCCCAGGAGACAGGCACCUUACCUUAAGUCCAGGGCCAGCUCCUUCUUGCCCAGCCAGUCCAAGUGGAUUAUUACUUGUUCAGAUGGUGAAACAUAAAUAUGUACAAAAACAAAACAAGAAAAAGGCAUCCCCAAAUAAAGUUAACUAACACAAAGAAACAAACAACUAUAGAGGUUAACUAACACAAAGAAACAAACAACUAGAGCACAGGUGUCAAACUCAUUCCACGGGGGGCCGAGUGUCUGCGGGUUUUCGCUCCUCCCUUGUACUUGAUUGAUGAAUUAACAUCACUAAUUAGUUAGGAACUCCCCACACCUGGUUGUCUAGGGCUUUAUUGAAAGAAACCAAAAACCUGCAGACACUAGGCCCUCCGUGGAAUGAGUUUGACACCUCUGAACUAGAGGUUAACUAACACAAAGAAACAAACAACUAGAGGUUAACUAACACAAAGAAACAAACAACUAUAGAGGUUAACUAACACAAAGAAACAAACAACUAUAGAGGUUAACUAACACAAAGAAACAAACAAAAGGCUGGCAGAGAGGCUUCUGGCCUACUCUCUUUCUCCCAGACAGCCGAUCACCCCAAUUGGCUGUACCUGAUGUUCUUUUCAAGGCUUAGCUCAGCACCUAGACCUGCCAGCUGUCGCCUGGGGGUGGAGUGUGGGUGUAACCUAGAUAGUGUGUUGCCUAACUGUGUGUUAACACUACACUACCCGGCAUAUCAAAACAAUAUGUCUUGAGACACGCCAGAAAGCAAUACACAUGUACUGUUUGUGUGUGUGAGAGGAAGAACGCUCCUGCCACCACUCGGAAUCACAUAACAGCAGAAGAUAUCAAUAUACGCAAUACACUACAGUGGUUUUGGUCUAGCCUGGGUUUAGUCUGGCUCUAGAUAUGGCCUGGGUCGACUGGCAGAGUUGAAAGGGAGGAAAGCAGAAAGUGAUUCAGAAUGAUGAUUACUUGUGAAAAUAUGUUGUUGUCAUAGUAAUACCAAGCAAUAGUCAGACAGACAGGUAGAAUAGAGGAGCAUCACACAUAGGGAAUGCUGGGAAAUUUAUAUUCAAAAUCGAUUUUUGAUUCCCACAAAAAAUAGUACAUUUUCUACUGUCAUUGGUCAACUGCUCCUGUUGUCAACCAUCUCAGCCACUCAGAGGCUUCCUCUGCCCUGUCACUCAGUGUGUCCCGCCCUUCCCUGUGUCAGCAAGUAAUGUUAGAGACUAAAACAGGUGCAGGUACAAAAAACAGGUCUGCCCUGUGCAGGUACAAAGUGUGUGUCUGUGUGUGCGUGUGUGUCUGUUACAUAUAAAGCAGGUCAGUCCAGCAUCAGUGUCUGUAUUAUAGAGCAGGUAUGUGUGUAUUAUUACUUUGAGGUCAAUGGAAACUGAUUACUGCAUGUUGCCUUAUCCAGCACUCUUACAUUCACACACGUACCCGCAAAACCCCACAAUCCAUACACACAGUACACUCAUCAAGCACACAAAAAUAAUACACAAACACACUCACACCUUGUUUAAGUUGGUAUCGAAGCAGACUUGCUGAUUUUAUAAACAGUACCAGUGAAUUAAAGACAGUUUUGUUGAAAUCCAAA
Salvelinus fontinalis (brook trout) is the source of this 3016-nucleotide messenger RNA. RefSeq names its product alpha-synuclein-like. Gene Ontology annotation, molecular function: cuprous ion binding. Gene Ontology annotation, biological process: synaptic vesicle endocytosis; chemical synaptic transmission; synapse organization. The transcript has 6 exons. The coding region runs from base 362 to 691 and encodes 109 amino acids. Gene Ontology annotation, cellular component: neuronal cell body; axon terminus; cytoplasm. Lineage: Eukaryota; Metazoa; Chordata; Actinopteri; Salmoniformes; Salmonidae. The record is from RefSeq and is a predicted model, not a curated record.